Messenger RNA from Pygocentrus nattereri (red-bellied piranha), 3753 nucleotides. RefSeq names its product cofactor required for Sp1 transcriptional activation, subunit 7 (gene crsp7). Gene Ontology annotation, cellular component: core mediator complex; nucleus; mediator complex. Gene Ontology annotation, molecular function: transcription coregulator activity. The record is from RefSeq and is a predicted model, not a curated record. Gene Ontology annotation, biological process: positive regulation of gene expression; regulation of transcription by RNA polymerase II. Lineage: Eukaryota; Metazoa; Chordata; Actinopteri; Characiformes; Serrasalmidae. Bases 444 to 2186 code for a protein of 580 amino acids. The transcript is spliced from 3 exons.
UUGUCCGAAAAGUUCCACUCACUUGAGUGGAGGUCAACAAGUAAGAAAGUAGUGGUAUAGUAUAAAUAAGAAUUAGAGUAACGUGUAGUAUAUAGUACCUAACUGGAGACGCAGUCGUAUCUUACUUGAACAUAGAGCUUUGUGAGUACGGUUACGUAAUGACGUCUCAGAGUUCCAAUUUCCCAUAAUGCAUCGAGGAAACGUUUUGAUCGAAUUCUCUUCAUGAAAUCGGGGAGGGUGCUCAACGCUAUGAAGCGGAGAGAAACGACUGUCGAAUCUUCAUUACCAAUUGAAAUCAUUUAUAAAUUCCGAAGCUAAGGAUCACGUUAGAACAUGCUGUUCUACGUUUUGAACGUCCAGAAAGGUCUGUGAGUUUCUGCAUUGUACGUACCAUUGUAUUCGGAGGAUUUUUCCCCCGUCGGCCGAUUCGCACCGAGCAGGCAAUGACAACGGCCUCAGCAACCCCGCAGCAGAUGAGAGACCGGCUGCUGCAGGCCAUCGAUAGCCAGAGCAAUAUCUGUAACAUGGUUGCAGUACUUGAUGUGAUCAGCAAUUUGGAGAAAUACCCAAUCACCAAAGAAGCACUUGAGGAAACUCGCCUAGGAAAACUUAUAAAUGAUGUAAGGAAAAAGACAAACAAUGAAGACCUUGCAAAGCGUGCCAAGAAACUCCUUCGAAACUGGCAAAAGUUAAUUGAGCCUAGCCAGAGUGAUACUCUAUCUCGAGGACUGCAGAGUGGCCCAGGAUCUGCCAAUGGUGGUUCUCAUCUCUGCCGCACAGACCUAUCUGCACCACAACCAGCUAAGAUUGCUCCAGAGCUUAAAACCAGACAUGACAUCCACAAUACUAACUCACCUAUGGCAGAAAAGUCAAAAACCCGAAAACACAGGGACCAAAGGGAUAUUCAGAAUCUGCCAACUAAAGUGUAUAAAACAUUCACACCUGGAAAUAUGUUUUCUUCUACUCCACUGUUAAAUGGUCUUAGUGGCAGCCCUGAGUCUCUCCUCGAAAAACAAGAUGAUGCACCUUCUGAUAGUAACCAACAAGAGCAUUUUGAGAAUGACAGACAAAACAAAAUCCCAGUCAAUGCUGUUAAGCCUCAUCCAAGCUCCCCUGGCCUUACCAAACUUCCUAGCACUUCUUCCUUACUUAAAACUUCAGUGUUACAGCAGCAAACAAGAAUAGUUGGAGAUGGACCUGAGAAACAUCAACUCAGUAGCCCCCAAAUAUCAUCAUUAAGUCCUUGUAAUGUCACACAAGAUACAGUGACUAAGAGGUCUUCAGCAUAUGCACCGAAAGGGACUCUCCUGAGCCCAUCUCAGAAUUCUGCCCAAGUGCCCUCUCUUCUGCCUUUAACAUCCCCAACGCAAGUGUCUCAUGCUGACAGUCACUCACCUCUUGAGCUGGAGGAAUUUGUGUCCCUACACAGAUCAACAGAGAGAAGCUCUCAGUCCCUGUAUGGCAGUACAACACAUGAACCUUCAGAGCUGCACAGGCACAAUUUCUCAUUUGAGGCCAGUAAGGUUGAACCAGAAGGACUAACCUCUAACAAAAAAAGAAAGAAGUACAGGUCCAGAGACUAUACGGUAAAUCUUCAAGGACAGGUCUCAGAGGACAGGACAAAGCCUGUGCGAUUAAAAGAACGCAGAUUGACAUUUGACCCAGUGACCGGACAAAUCAAGCCACUCACACCAAAGGAAUCUCACCACGAGGAGGAGUGCCAGAGACCACCAAUUUUUGAAACUGCAAGGACGGAGUUACCUCAGCAGAGGCAACUUGUAACAGCACCCAGUCCUUUCCAGCAGACAAACUGGAAAGAGCUGUCCAGAAAUGAAAUUAUUCAAUCUUACCUUAGCCUUCAGAGCAAUGUUCUAACUUCAUCUGGAGCACAGACCCAUGGAGCACAUUUUUUCAUGACUGAAUAUUUGAAACGAGAGGAGGGUGAUGUUCGGGAACCGAGAAAGACCCAUGUUUUAGUACCAAGUGGCUCUAACUCAGAACUCCCUGGGGUAAGUCGUGAGGUGACACUUGAGGACCUACACAGAAUACAUACGGAGCACUGGCCAGGGGUAAAUGGUUGUUAUGAUACCAAGGACAACUGGUAUGAUUGGACAGAGUGUAUAUCUUUGGAUUCUCAUGGUGAUGAGACCAAAUUAAAUAUCCUGCCAUAUGUCUACUUAGACUGAGAAAACAGCAGCUCUCAUUGCUUUGCAUACAGAUUAUCACCCCCACUGUGAGUUUAGUAACAGAUGUUCUGUCCUUAAUUUUCCAUACUUACAUAUGUUUUCUGUUAGGUCACAUGAAAAGGGGGCUUUUUAAAAUAAAAAAAUAUAAAAUAUGUCCUGUUUGUAAUGUGCUGCUACCAACAAUAAUUUGCAAAGAAGAGUUGUAAAUAAUAGCUUAAUGAUAUUUUCUGGGCAAGUUACUGCACAAUGUGUGUAUAGGAGGAGUCAGAGCAAGCACUAAGCAGUGCAGAUAGGGUUGUGAAAGCAAGACAAAAACUUGUUUGGUAGUUACAAAGAGCUUUAUGUGACAAAGAAUAAAUUAUACUUUUUUAUCUUGUAUGAAUCUAUUUAUUUGACUUUUGUUUUCCUUAUCAGCCAAGAUGUACAAAUGACCAUUGAGGUUCCUCAAUUUUUGAAUCACACAUUAGUCCUGUUAUUUGCAAGGUACAAGAGGUGUAUACAGUUUUCUGUCUUUUUGUGCUAAUUAUGGUAGCCAUCAACAUUCCAUACCUUAUUCUAUACAUUUUUCUCAUUUUCUCACUUUUGUACAUGAUUUUUAGGAGACAAUGGCAAUCUAUUUUAUUUGACAAAAUAUGAAAAGUCUCUUCUUAAAUAAUUGUGCAUUUUGUAAUAGGUACAUUUUUCAAUGUCAUUCUAUUUCAUGCCCCCUGAAAAAGCACCCAAUGCAGAGAAUGGCAAAAGAGGGUGCUACUCCACAUCUUAUACUGUGAGGACAGGCAAGCAGGAAAAUUGUAAAAUGCUAAAAUUAUACUUUCCUUUACAUUAGAUGUUGAUUGCCUUACUGGACAAAAAACUUUUUUCAAAAAAAAAUUUGAUUUAUAUAAUUUUUUUUGUUUGUCAACCUGCCAACCUCCUCACACAAUUGCUGCAUUAUUGCUCUAUGUCUGUACAUAGUUUUUACAUUCUUACAGUCCAUGUAAGACCUAAGUGUUAGUUUGUUUAGGAGCACGCUUUGUAAAACAUGCUUUUUAAAUGAAAGAGAUGGUGCUUUGUUUUGCAGAUCAUUUAGAUUAAUUACCAGUAGGUCCAUAGGGGAUGUGAUCAUGUUACAUACAUUUUUUGACACACAGUGGAUGUGGUCAUGCCCCCCCAUCCUCUCAUCCUAUCCCACCAAAAUGUUUACUGUUGAUAUCUUGCCAUUAAUUCUGAAAACAAAACAUUUUGUGAAGGUGGUGAAGUUAAUUUGCUGCUGACUUGUAAACACUGUGCUCUGCUACCUUCGUCCUACCAAUGUGCCUUUGAUAUAAAAAAUGUUUUGAAUGGCUUCCUGUAGCUUCACUUGCUCAAAAACCAACAUACUUUCUUAAAACCAUGUCAGAUAUUGCAGGGAUAUGUGUUGUGUUUGAAGCAGUGGCCAUCUAAUGAGCUCAGCCCUUGUUGAAGGGUACUGCGAAUUUGCAAUAAAAUCAGAGGCCAAAUUAUUUUGAUCUGGUCAUUUGAUUAGUACUUUUGUUCAGUGUUCAACAUGACUCAUUUGUUCAAAAUAAAUGAAUUGAUUUGAAACCUU